UUUUCGCGGCAUCAGUUUCCCCUCUCGACCUGGUAGGUGGUCGGUUUCUAAAACCCUUGCUCGCUCGUUCGCCCCUUCGGAAAAACCCUAACCCCUAACGGCCCAUCGCCUCUCUCCUCCUCCCGUCCCCAGCUCCCAUGGCGAAUCCGAGCUCUUGGACACCCCACGUCGAGGCCUUCGUCGACACUUCUCGCCCUCCGAGCGAACAUGUUGCUAGUAUUGAGGCGACUACGAAGCUGGUGAAUAACGACCUUUUAUCCCUUUUAGACUUGGUAAAAGAGAUGGAGAUGUAUCUAACCACCUCCGACCACGUUAUCCGAUCAAGAGGUAUUCUAUUUCUAGCAGAAGUUCUUGCUCGUAUUACAUCAAAGCCAUUAGACAGCGUCUCCGUGAGUUGCUUGGCAGAAUUCUUCACAUCGAGGCUGUCAGAUUGGCAAGCUUUGCGUGGAGCAUUAGUCGGUUGCUUGGCUCUUUUGCGCAGAAAAGGAAGCCUUGGCACUAUUGCAAUCAGCAAUGCUAGAAAACUUGCUCAGUCUUUCUUUAUGUAUGUUCAAGUGCAGUCUUUGACAGUGAACGACCGUAAGCUAAGUUUUGAAGUACUUCAUUGCCUAUUGGAGGAGUAUCCUGAUGCAGUAGUAGUACUGGGUGAUGAGCUUCUUUAUGGGAUAUGUGAAGCAGUUGAUGAAGAAAAAGAUCCUGAUUGCUUGAUGCUUUCUUUUCAACUAGUGGAAAUUGUAAUCCGGUUAUUUCCAGAUCCAUCUGAUUUAGUUACACGCUUCGCGGGUGAUAUUUUUGAGAUUUUGAGCAAAUACUUUCCUGUCUAUUUCACACAUGGAGGAGGUGAUGAGUUGCAUGCUACAAGAGAUGACCUUUCUAGGGCAUUAAUGAACGCAUUCUGUUCUACUCCAAAUUUUGAGCCAUUUGCCAUCCCUCUGCUCCUUGACAAACUUUCGUCGUCUCUUCAAUCAGCGAAGCUUGAUUCUUUGAAAUAUCUUACCAAUUGCCUCCGCUGCUAUGGAGCUGAUAGAAUGUUGAAGCAUUCUAAGGCUAUAUGGUUGAAUCUAAAAGAUGUGAUUUUCAGUUUUCCACCACAGAGACCUUUGGUAUUAACUACUGAAUCAUCUCAAGAUACAGAAAGGGUGGAACACCAAAUAGGAAAAGAAGCUCUCAGUUGUCUGCAAACUGCCAUGCUGUGCCUAACUUCUCCAGAUAAAGAUGUUUUCAUUAAUUUGAUUUUGGAAGAUGAGGAUGUUGUAAAAAGAUUUGGUUUUGUCUUGAAUGAAGGAUAUUCUGUCGGUACUUCAGUUGAUAUUCAUGGUCAACUAAAUGCCCUUGGUAGUAUCUUCUCUACUAUAUCAAAGUCGUCCACAUAUUUCUGCACCAGAGUGUUUCAAAAAUAUUUUCCUUGCUUGUUGGACUUCUUGGGAGUUUCUAGGAGUGGUGCAUCUUAUAGUAUCGAAAUGAACAAUGUAAAUUUUCCUGGUAGAGUAAAUAAUGCAGCACUAUAUCUGUGCAAUGAUAUCCUUUCAGCUUGUAAAGAACUGACUUUGGAUUCUUUGGUGUUCUCUCAAGAUAUUCUAGAGCAGGACACCUGGUGGCAUGUGCUCAAAAGAUUUUCUGACUCUUUAAGUUAUUUUGCUGGAUCAUUGGUGACUACAUGCAAUGAAGCUGCAAAUUCACAGAUUCAGCAAGCAGUUACACAUUCAAAGAUUCAGCAAGAAUCCAUUCUUUACAGCAUGAAGGUUCUGCAGACACUUGCAACAUUUCCCGAACACUACUCUCCAAUAUCAGAAAGUGUUUAUCACGAUAUUCUAUUGAUGCUCAUAUCAGUAGUUACGUGCAAGUAUGAUGAUGUCUAUCUGUGGAAUUUGUCACUGAAGACAUUAGGACAAAUUGGUUCAUCUAUUGAAGAUAUUCAUGAUUCUGCGAAAGGAACAAUUUACAGUAGGACUGUUGUUGAAAGGGCUAUUUCUCUGCUUCAAGUUGAUGAUACCGCCCUGCCUCUUUCCCUAAAACUAGAUGUGGUUUCUGAAAUUGGUGCAAUUGCGCUGGAUCCUAUGUCAAGAGUACUUAAAGCACUUGAAGAAGCUAUUGUUUUCCACAUAUCCAAGGCUUGUGUUGAUGGAAGAACAGAAUCUGCUGAGACUGCAAUUUGUCUGCUUGAGUGUUACUCCUGUAAGUUGCUUCCACGGUUCUGCACUCUGCAGGACUUCGAUGAAGUUCUGGUGCUAUUUGCUAUCCGACUUUGGGAGCAGAUGGAGAGUUUAGUAGCUUCAAAGAAUGAAAUAAAAGUUCAGGGUCUUCUUGAUUCAUUAAUGAUGACAAUGAAGCUUUUAGUUGCUAGCUGUAGUGAAGAACAACAAAGCUUAAUUGUUAAGAGAGCUUAUACUAUAGUAUCAGCAGUAAAAUGUCUUCCGCUGCAACCAUUCUCUCCGUCAUCCAAGUUAGAAGAGUUACGGAUCUCCCCUGGUUUUUCGAUACAUAACUGGCUUGUUUCUCUCUUUGCAUCAGUGGUAAUAGCACUUCGUCCACAGACGACUUUGCCAGAUGUGGAUAUACUCUUGAAUAUGUUUAUAGUAUUCCUCCUCGAGGGACAGUUACCAGCAGCUCAGGCAUUGGCUUCUAUUCUGAACAAGUGGCCUUCAAAUGGUAACAUAUCAGAACUUUCUAGUGUGUAUACAUUCGAUCAAGCGAUUGACCUUGUUCUUGAGAAGUGUUUCACAGUUUUAAGUAGCAGCAGCUUUUUGGCAAAUUUCUAUUCUUCUAAUGAUUCCAAAAUAAAUGCAAUUGCUGGGCUGGCAUGGGUUGGCAAGGGUUUGCUUAUGAGAGGACAUGAAAAGGUGAAGGAAAUAACAAUGUUUUUUUUAAAGUGCUUACUUUCAAGUCAAAACAGUGAGAUCAUGCAGUUGAACCAAAAAGAACUGGAUGCCCGCUCUCUUCUUGCAACAUCUGCAGCAGAUGCGUUCCAACUCAUAAUGAGUGAUUCAGAUGUUUGCUUGAGUAAGCAGUUCCAUGCUACAACCAAGCCACUUUAUAAACAGCGCUUCUUUUCAAGCUUGAUACCUGUUCUUCUCUCUUCAGUCAAGGAAUAUGCUACAAUGAACACAAAUUACAGAACUGUACUUUAUAGAGCUUUUGGGCAUCUUAUAUCAAAUACUCCACUAGCUGCUGUUGUCGCCGAAUCCCAUAAGAUUGUACCUACACUGGUGGAUUGCUUAGGUAUUCUGAGUCUCAACACUCAGAACAAAGAUCUGAUUUAUAGUUUGUUGCUGGUCUUAUCUGGAAUCCUGAUGGAUAAAAAUGGAAAAGAACACAUCACAGAGAACAUUCAUCUUGUCAUCAACCUCCUCGCCAAACUUGUUUUGUACCCUCAUAUGAUGCUUGUUCGGGAGACGGCACUUCAAUGUCUUGUAGCAAUGUCAGGGCUUCCUCACUCAAGAAUUUAUCCCAUGCGACUGCAGGUAUUACGUGCUGUAACCAAGGCUCUAGACGAUAAGAAAUGGGCCGUUCGUCAAGAGGCUGUCAGAUGUCGACAAGCAUGGGCAUCAAUUGCUUAAAGAAGCCUCAAUUAUUGAGGCCAUAGGAGCGGCAGGUCUGUGAAGAGUUACAGCAGCUGGUGGUGUUCUUAAAACAAAUCAUCAUAUAGGUUCUUAAAACAAAUCAUCAUAUAGACAUGUUUCUCUAGGAUCAGGGCUUAAUUUAUCAGAGUUACUCAUGAAUCUGACGGACUUCUCUUUGGAAGGAGCACAAUCAUCUUUCGAAUCAGUGCUUAUCGGCGAAGCAAGGGCUACAGCUGUUGACGUAAAUAGCUUGUGUACGAAGUGUUAAUGGUAGAAACAGAAGAACGGCACGUACUAAUUGGUUAAUCUCUACAUCAUUAUUCCACAUUCUAUCUAUCAUUUAAGACAUGGCGUGAUGAUUAUAUUAUAGCAGUGUAAGCUGUACCUUUCAUAUUCUCCUUGUGUACAUUCAUUCGUCCGGAAUUUUUGUUUCCCUAAAUUCAGUAGUUGUAGAUGUGGGGAAGUAAAAGCUGGCCCCGCGUUCCCAAGGAUCUUUGUAUAUUAUUAUGGCGUAAUCUAGUAGCUCGUAGCUGUUGCGUAGCAGAGUUACUCAUGUGUAUAUCAUGGUUGUGGUACGGUGGAAUUAUUAUUAUUAUUAUUAACAAGAAAGGAUGAUGAAAUCUUAUGCGGCG
This is a messenger RNA of Ananas comosus (pineapple), 4192 nucleotides long. Its product is annotated as MMS19 nucleotide excision repair protein homolog. The record is from RefSeq and is a predicted model, not a curated record. Gene Ontology annotation, cellular component: cytosolic [4Fe-4S] assembly targeting complex. Gene Ontology annotation, biological process: iron-sulfur cluster assembly. The coding region runs from base 138 to 3557 and encodes 1139 amino acids. NCBI's taxonomy places the organism in Eukaryota, Viridiplantae, Streptophyta, Magnoliopsida, Poales, Bromeliaceae. The transcript is spliced from 20 exons.